AUGCUCAAAUUGUUCUCCAUUUUUCUAAUCGUUCUUCCCCUUUUUUCGCAUGCUUUUCUGAGCUGUGAAGACUGUUUGAGCACCGGGAAACAGUGAGUUUUAGUCAAAUUUUGUCUCGAAAACGAAUGCUCUUAUUUUUCAGUUUUUGCGCCGACACAAAGCUCUGCAACUCGCCGGCGUGCGUCAACACGAUUACGGUAGGCGCGAAAGUACGCAAACACCGUCGUCACGCACUUUCGCAUUUUCAGCUUGCUCUAAACUGUCCGAGAGCUCCGAAUGCCACGUAUGACGAUAAUGAGGCGCGCACGAAAUGGCUUCCACUUUUUGGAGCCGGAGCAACGAAUUCGCUCAUGGCUCAAAAGUGUUUCGAGUGAGUUUUAGGGGUUCUUUGACAAAUUUUCAAUUAAAACGAAGUUUAGCAACAACUGGCCAACGCUGAAACUCUCCAAGCGGAUUCUCGUCAAUUGCAGUGAUCCGAGUCCGAUUUUGCCAAGUAAGAUCUUAAUUUUGUUCCUUUUUUCCUCAAGAUUACCUUAAAAGUUAGCUGAAAAACGUGUCAACUUGCAGCGACGACGUGCGCAAUGAUCACGGCGGUGGAUGUUUCCAAAAAGAUACUGGUGAUGUCGUUCCGAGCGACGAACGGAAAUACCCAGUUGGGCGAGGAGUUUCUCAACUAUUUUGUGGCGAAAAAACAAUUUUUCGACAUUGGAUACAUUUUCGAGUUCUUCUACGACGCCUACGUGGCACUCUGGAAGGGCGGUCUCGAGACGGAAAUCCGGAAUUUAAAGUACAAGUAUCCGGAUUACGAGUUGUGGGUGAGCAUGAAUCUUUACGCCGAGGCCUGGACUUUUGACACACUUGCAAAGUCCAGGCCUCCAGAAAGCCCUCGAGACCGUGGCUCCUUUCUGUCUCAACUUUUCAAUCGAUAAACUUGCAGGUGACGGGUCACUCGCUGGGCGCGGCGCUGGCCUCGGUCGGUGCCUCGUGGGUCGUCAAAUCGGGUCUUUUCAAGCCGGAAACCGUGAAAGUGCUCACGGUCGGACAGCCGAGAACCGGCGAUUACGACUAUGCCAUGUGGCAUCAGAAUACUGUACGCUUUCGAGACACACAUUCCACCGAAAAAUGUAUGUUUGCAGUUCGCCUGGUCGUUCCGAGUGGUUCAUCAUCACGACAUUGUACCGCACGUUCCGUUCCAAUACGAAAUUGUGGAUAAGGACAAGAUGUACCAUCACAGAACCGAAAUCUGGUCAGUUUACUGUUUCAGACAAGUUUCUAAAUGCUUAAAAACUGGUACAAGACCAGUUUCCAUGGUGAAUUCCAAUAAAACAAAUGUGUUUUCAGGUACAACAACGACAUGUCCGAGGGUUCCACUUAUCAAAUUUGUCCGGAAGCCGACGGAUUGUAUUGUGUGAAUCAACAAGUGGAUUUGAGUUGGAACGACCACACCCACUAUUUCAAUACCGAUUUGAAUGUGUACGGAGAUCAGGGAUGUCCGAAAAGAUAA
This is a messenger RNA of Caenorhabditis sp. 36 PRJEB53466, 1504 nucleotides long. The record is from the annotation of a GenBank genome assembly. NCBI's taxonomy places the organism in Eukaryota, Metazoa, Nematoda, Chromadorea, Rhabditida, Rhabditidae.